Messenger RNA from Hemicordylus capensis (graceful crag lizard), 2182 nucleotides. RefSeq names its product vacuolar protein sorting 36 homolog (gene VPS36). Gene Ontology annotation, molecular function: phosphatidylinositol-3-phosphate binding; ubiquitin binding. The coding region runs from base 41 to 1201 and encodes 386 amino acids. The record is from RefSeq and is a predicted model, not a curated record. Gene Ontology annotation, biological process: protein transport to vacuole involved in ubiquitin-dependent protein catabolic process via the multivesicular body sorting pathway. NCBI's taxonomy places the organism in Eukaryota, Metazoa, Chordata, Lepidosauria, Squamata, Cordylidae. The transcript is spliced from 14 exons. Gene Ontology annotation, cellular component: late endosome membrane; ESCRT II complex.
CUGGGAGAGGGGAGCGCGCGCCGCCGCCGCCGCCGCCGCCAUGGAUCGCUUCGCCUGGACCAGCGGCCUCCUCGAGAUCCAUGAGAGCCUUGUUACGCAGCAGCGCGGGGUCCGCCUCUACGAUGGGGAGGAGAAGGUUAAGUUUGAUACUGGGGUAUUGCUACUGAGUACACACAGAUUGAUCUGGAGAGAUCAGAAGAAUCAUGAAUGUUGUAUGGCUAUUCCUCUUUCCCAAAUUGUUUUUAUUGAAGAACAAGCAGCUGGGAUAGGAAAAAGUGCCAAAAUAGUGGUACAUCUUCAUCCAGUACCUUCCAACAAGGAGCCUGGCCCUUUCCAGAGUAGUAAAUACUCUUAUAUCAAGCUUUCUUUCAAAGAACAUGGGCAGAUUGAGUUCUACAGGAGGCUGUCAGAAGAAAUGACACAACGGAGAUGGGAGAACAUGCCUGUUUCGCAGACCAUUCAGAUUAACAAAGGCUCCCAGACAGGAAGAAUAAGAGCUGCAGGAAUCGUAGGUAUUGAGAGGAAAUUAGAAGAAAGAAGAAAAGAGAUGGAUAAAAACAUUUCCGAGGCUUUUGAAGACCUCAGCAAACUCAUGGAGAAGGCCAAAGAAAUGGUGGAAUUAUCCAAAUCAAUCGCUAAUAAGAUCAAAGAAAAGCAAGGUGACAUCACUGAAGAUGAGACUAUCAGGUUUAAAUCCUAUCUGUUGAGCAUGGGUAUAGCUAAUCCAGUUACCAGGGAAACCCAUGGAUCUGGGACACAUUAUCAUAUGCAACUGGCAAAGCAACUUGCUGGAAUGUUACAGGCACCUCUAGAGGAACGGGGAGGGAUCAUGUCGCUUACAGAGGUAUAUUGUUUGGUGAAUCGUGCUCGAGGCUUGGAGUUGCUCUCACCUGAAGAUCUAGUAAAUUCUUGUAAGAUGUUGGAAGCACUUAAAUUGCCUCUCAGGUUGCGUAUAUUUGACAGUGGUGUUAUGGUGAUUGAGCUCCAGUCCCACAAUGAAGAAGAAAUGUUAGCUGCUGCUUUAGAAAUGGUCUCUGAGAAGGGGUCUCUUACAGCAGAAGAGUUUGCAAAGCUUGUAGGAAUGUCUGUACUUUUGGCCAAAGAAAGGCUGCUUCUAGCUGAAAAUAUGGGCCAACUUUGCAGAGACGAUUCUGUGGAAGGCUUACGAUUCUAUCCAAAUUUAUUUAUUACACAGAGUUAAUGAUGUUGCUUUUAUGUUUUCCUCAUUCCAGCAUGUUCACGAGUAUGUUCUGGACAAAAGAGUGUGUAAUAAUCUACCUUUUGCCUAGUUGAUAUAAUGGCCUACCUAAGCUGCAAUGAUGAUCCAUAGACAUUUUGUAGAAAUGAUGAGAUCAUGAUUGAGGCUUGUGGAUGAAUUAAUCUAGACUAGACAAUUUAUUUGACAUGCUACUUAAACCAUCUUUUCUUUUUUUAAUUUACAGAGGAAGGAAAUGAUGUGAUUCAGGAAGGGGUGUGUGUGACUGUGGCCUACUUAAAGGGCAGACAGAGCAUGAAGCACACUGUUUGUGUAUUGUAUGUUUUUCCUGUUCUGUUUUAACAUGAGUUUUGCUAUCAAAUUUCAGUGGAGUCAGAGACAGCACAUGGGUAUCAACAUAACUCAAAAUAAUAUAGUGUGUGCUGGGGGGUUUUGGUAACUACUCAAGCAUUUCUUUGGGAAGUGCUCACAUUUUAGGAGCAAAUCCUCAGUGCUCAUUUGCCUGUCUUUAGAGGAAGUAUUAGUCUCUGUUAUGAAAAAUGUGGGGAUUGUGUGUUGCUUUGUGUUGAAUGUUAAGACAAGAAGCAUUGUGAAUUCAGAUUUCCUUCCUUCCUUCCAUUCUUUGAUUCUCAGCUCCAUGAUGUUGCUAUUUUUGUCUGCUCUUUUGCAUAGCUGUGAAGACGGGCAUUCUGCCAGGUGAACUGAUUUGAAUCUUUUCACUAAAAUAGUCACUCGUCUUUUUAUCUUGGUGGAAAUAAUGUUUUGGGGGUGGAUGUGAUUUAUGUAUUUAAACAUGAAACAGACAUUCAUCUUUAACCGAAAGCAUUCCUUAGUUUCACAAGCUGCAUUUACAAAAUAUGAUUAUGCACUACCACAUAUUAGUAAUCCCAGCCAAGUUGUGUAUUUAUUACAUGUACUGGAAGAUGUAUCAGUGUAAUGUCUGACAUAAACAGAUCUUUUAGUUCA